Messenger RNA from Dermatophagoides farinae (American house dust mite), 1266 nucleotides. Its product is annotated as docking protein 5. Gene Ontology annotation, cellular component: cytoplasm. Gene Ontology annotation, biological process: cell surface receptor protein tyrosine kinase signaling pathway. The record is from RefSeq and is a predicted model, not a curated record. Lineage: Eukaryota; Metazoa; Arthropoda; Arachnida; Sarcoptiformes; Pyroglyphidae.
UUCAAGUGUUGAUGGAGUGAAUUUUUUUUUUUUUGUUGAAAUAAAUCAAAUCCAACUGAAAAAAAUAUAAUUAAAAGAAAUGGCCACCGAUCUAAGUGAUGUUAUUAAACAAGGUUAUAUGCGUUGCAAAAGUCGUUCACUUGGUUUAUGGCAAAAACGUUGGAUCAUAUUACGUCGGUCAUCGAAUAAAGGUCCAUGUCGUCUAGAAAAAUAUCUAAAUGAAUAUUCGGCACGUAAUUUAGAUCAACAUAAAGUUCAAUUACUUACCAAUGUUAUUUCUAUUGAUCGAUUAUCAAAUUCCAAUAAACGUCAUGCAUUUGAAAUUGAUUUUAAUGAUGGUUCAGCCAAAUAUUUUGCCUGUGACUCUGAUCUCGAAGCUGAUCAAUGGGUAAAAUUAAUGAUACAGGAAUGUUUCUUACCGGAUUCCGGUAUUUUAAAUGGUGAACCAGAUGUACUUAAACCGGGCAUACAAAAAGAAUUACAGGAACAAUUCAAAGUUUAUCUAAUGCCAAGUUCAAAAUUAGAUAUAUUUGGUGAAUGUUUCCUACAGGUAACACAUGAAAAUAUCUACCUUUGGGAUUGUGUAAAUACUAAACAAAAAUUAUGUGCAUGGCCAUUGACCGCUCUUCGUCGUUAUGGUUCUGAUUUAACAAAAUUUACAUUUGAAGCUGGACGCCAUUGUGCCACUGGUGAAGGAAUGUUUAUAUUUCAUACAUUGGAAGGUGAAAAAAUUUAUCGUAAAGUUCAUCAAGCAACCUUGACCAUUGCUGAAGCACAUCAACGAAUGAAAAAACAACAGACGGUAUCAGUUUCCGUUUCAUCCAAAAAACAUUCGAAUAAUGAUAAUGAUCAAACAAUGAAUACUAGUCUUUCAACAACAUAUGGAAGUAAAAAUGAUGAUGAUAUGGAUUCAACAUCAUCUGCAUCAUUAUCGUUUGAUGAUUUUGAUUAUAGCCAAAAUCGGCAAAAAUUAAAUAAUAAUAAUAAUUCAGAAAUUGAUGAACAACAACAACAACAACGAAUAAAUAUUGAUGGUAAUAAUUGGUAUCAUUCAGAUAAUGAUUCUACACAUUCAUCAUCGACGUCACAAAGUCAAUUAUAUCAACAUGGACGUCAUCGUCAUCGUCAUCAUCAUCAUCAUAAUCAUACAAAUAUGGCCAUGGGUCUUGAAGUUUAAAAUUAUUAUCAUUAUAGCGUUGUAGAUGAUAUUUUGUGAUAUAGAUUUUCUUGAUGAUGUAGCACGAAAUAAAUACAAUAAUCGAGUCA